AUGAAUGCCCACGAUCUCGCUCGCUGGACGCGUUUCGCAGGCAAGGGCGGUAUCGGGAAGUGUACCGCCGUUGUGGACUGCGUCGCGCAGGAAAUGGGUGAGGACUUGAUGUUUCUGAAGGACGACGAAAUUACUGUGUUAAUGCAACUCCCAGAGGAGGGGUUUUACCUGGGCCACUGUGAGGGCGUCGUGGGUCGCUUCUCAGCCAAAGAUGUGCGUUUCCAUGGGAAACUCAAGAAGCCCGUCAUGACGAAGAGGACAAGUGUUGCUAGU
Pisolithus orientalis is the source of this 273-nucleotide messenger RNA. RefSeq lists its product as uncharacterized. Gene Ontology annotation, molecular function: protein binding. The record is from RefSeq and is a predicted model, not a curated record. Lineage: Eukaryota; Fungi; Basidiomycota; Agaricomycetes; Boletales; Pisolithaceae. The transcript is spliced from 3 exons. The annotation marks the transcript as partial.